Molecule: messenger RNA, 3743 nt
Organism: Closterium sp. NIES-67
Lineage: Eukaryota; Viridiplantae; Streptophyta; Zygnematophyceae; Desmidiales; Closteriaceae
Source: the annotation of a GenBank genome assembly
GGAGUUCUCCAUCUGUCCCAGCAUCAUCCUCAUUUUGGCCAAAGCUAGAGCAUCUCUGCCUGUCCUGAUGCAUUCACGAGCAUUCAUUCGAUCCCUUCAGAAUUCCGCAGUCUCUGUCACACUGCUAGCCCACAACGGGAUGAACCCUCUGUUGCUGCCGUGUUAGCUACCCUACGUGCCUUUCCUAAGGCUCAUCCGAAAUGUGAACGAUACCGUUCUAGAAAAGCCGCGUUCCGUUCGUUCGCUGAUCUGUUCAGCAUAGGUAUCUGAAUGGUACAACCUAGCUCGCUGAUAUCAAGGGAUCCUUUCAGCAUGAGCCGCGGAAUCAUGGGGUUCAUCGACGGCAUCCCCGGGAACCUUAACAACCUAGGCAAUAUCAGCAUGCCAUCGAUGGCGUCGGAUGUCGACCCUUUCAAGGUCGCUGCAGGCUUAGCCGUUGCCGUCGGAGUCGCCGCGAUCGGCGGCGUCGCUGCAGCGGUAACAGUCGGAGGCAUCAUCGUUCUCCGAGAGCAGGGUCAGUUUAUGCUGCCCUGGGAGAAUAAACUCCGGGCUAUCAGGCCAGCGCCGCUAACGGUGCAGCAAUGGAGGGAGUGCUUCGAUGACUCAACCGGCCGGCUGAAGGGUGGCGGCGAGACGGCUAUCGGUCGUGUCCGGCUUGGGGGAUGCGACGCAGAGAUCAGGGCCGAAGUCUGGCCAUUCCUUCUUGGCAUGUACGAGGCGGAGAGCACGGAGGCGGAGAGAGCGCAGCUGCGCGCGCAGAGGCGCGUGCUGUACGAGGAGAUACGCGCGAUUGCGGGGCGCGUGGCGGUGAUCGCGCGGCGGGCAGAGGAGGAGGCGACGAGGCGGAUGAGGGAGGAGGAGGAGAGAGAAGAGAGGGAGGAGAGGGAGAGGGAAGAGAGGGGGAGGAAGGAAAGAGAGGAGAGGGAGAGGGAGGAGGGGGGAGAGGAAGAACUGGCGAGGGCGGCAACGGGUGAUGUUGGCAAUGGUAGAGGGCAGGGAGAUGGGAAUGGUGAUGGCAUUGGUGACGGUGGUGCUGUUGGUGAUGGCGACGGUGAUGGUGAUGGUGAUGGUGAUGGUGGUGGUGGUGGUGGUGGUGGUGGUGCCGACGCCACUGAUGAUGGUAUCGGGGGCGGGAGCAGUGGUGGUGGUAACCGGAGCGACGAUGAGUUCAGUGAUGCGGUGUGCGUGGACUCAGUGUCCGCCAGUCUGUCCCUCUCCACCGAAUCCUUCGUGGAUGUCGCCCGUGAGCACGCUGCUGAUGCUCACGCUGACACUGACGCUGACGCUGACGCUGAUGUUGAUGCAGCCUCGCUUGCUGCUGCUGCUGCUUUGAGUGCUGCUGGUGCCGUCGCUUCAGGCGAAGCAGGGGAAGCAGCCGCAGAAUCAGAAGCAGGGGCGGGAGAAACGGCUGAUAGGUGUGAGGGCGAAGGAGCCACGGAAGGCAGCUGUAGGGGAGAGAGUGGCAAUGGGAGCGGCGGACGCAGCAGCGAUGGCGACGGCACAGCGGACGAUGGUGAUGAUGAUGAUGGGGCCUCACGCGACCACCUUCAAGAGCACCCGCUAGACUGCAAGGUCCCGGAGUGCUUCUGCCCACGCAGACCCUCCCAUACCAGCAUUAGCAACGGAGCAGCAGCAGGAGUGGGAGGGGGGCCACAAGCCGGCAGGGGCAGCAGCUGCGGGCGAGGCAGUGGGUCCCUGGAGAACUUCGUAACCUGGCAGCGGAUCAUGCGGUUGGAUGCGGUGCGGAUGAACGCAGCCUGGAUCCCAUACUCCACCCAGAAGGCCUUCCCGCCCGAAGAAGCCCUAGAGGCGGCAGCAGCAGCGGGGUUGCCUGAGCACGGACACCUGUCGCCACCCCAGCGGCUGCAUGCUGCCCGGCUGGUGGCGAUUUUGGAGGCGUAUGCGGUGUACGAUCCCGAGGUGGGGUACUGCCAGGGGAUGAGCGAUCUCUUAUCCCCGUUUGUAGCUCUCCUGGAGGAGGACUCGGAGGCCUUCUGGUGCUUCGUGGCGUUCAUGCAGCGAGGUGGGGUGGGCAGCAGCGACUGCAGCACUAGCGUUGCUGCUGGCAGCGACAGUAGCAGCGAGAGCACCAUGGUUGCUGGUAACAGUGCGGGCGGCGGAGCUCGGCACAACUUCAGAACGGACGAGAGAGGCAUUCGGCGCCAGCUGGCGCGGGUGGCAGCAUUACUGCGCACAGCUGACCCACCACUAUACGCGCAUCUAGAAGCAGUAGGAGCGGAGAGCUGCAUGUUUGCGUACCGGUGUGUGGUGGUGCUGAUGAGGAGAGAGCUGUCGUUUGAACACACCAUGUGCCUCUGGGAGGUCAUGUGGGCUGAAGCUGCCGCUGCUGCCGCUGCUGCAAAUGUGGCCCGUGCUGCUGCUGCCACUGCUGCUGGUGAUGCUUCUGCUGCUGCUGCUUCUGUUGGGGCUGCUGCUGUUUUCGAGGAUUGUGGGAAGAGUGUGGGUAGUGCUGAGAAAGAGGCAGAUGCCGAGGCAGGGGAGGAUUGCGAGUGGGAGAAGGUAGAAGCGGUUGAGGGAGAGGAGAAGAGCCAUGGGGAAGGCGAGCACGUGGGGGAGGAGGACAGGGAGAGGGAUGAUGAGACUGCCCCUCUGCUGGACAGCGGAUGGGGUGCUGCUUUUGGCUGGGCAGGCGUUGACAGGAGCCCCACAAGCACUGACGCCACUGCCGCCAUUAGCACCAGCACCAACAGCAACACCAACUCCAGGACCAAGACUACCAACAGCGGCAAUAGUAACAGCGACAGUGUUGGUAACAAAGUUACUGGCGGAGUCAGCAGCAGCAGGAGGAAGAAGGCGUGGCAGGAGUGCCGGGCGCGGCCGGACUUCCUGCUCUUUGUGGUGGCGGCCAUCCUGGUGAGCUGCAGGGAGCAGGUGCUGCAGUGCCAGGGGCUGGACGAGGUGCUGCUGCUGUGCAACAGCCUGUCGGGGCAGCUGGACGUGUGGGACCUCAUGGAUUGUGCAAGACAGCUAUCCUCCCGUCUUCCCUAAAGCAGGGUUGGGUUCUCCUGCUUCUGGUGAGCCGCAGGGAUCACGUGCUGUGCUGCCCGGGCCUGGACGAGGUGCUCCAGCCUCUCCGGCCAAGUAGAAGUGAGGGAGCUCAUGCACUGCGCCCGGCAGCUGGCUGCUCGCCUGCCAUGCGAGGGGGUGAGUUCGUCUGCUGCUGGUGAGCCGCAGGGAGCAGAUGCUGCAGUGAGGGGGUGCCCAGAGCAUGUGCUGCAGUGCCAGGGGCUGGUUGACGCGCUGCUGCUAUGCCAGAGCCUGUCGACAGGCACCUUGUCCAGGCACCUUGUCCAGGCACCUUGUCCAGGCACCUUGUCCAGGCACCUUGAUGUGUGGGACGGUACCUCAUGGAUUGCGCCCGCCACCUAUGUAGCUUCCUGUCUGCCCUGAUGUGCUGGCUGUGCCCUGUCUGCCCGCCAGUUGCUGUGAUGCCCAUUACCGUUUGCCUGCCAUGCUGCAGAGCAGCAUCAAGCCCUCGUCACCAUCCUUCCCCUCCAUCCUCCUCUCUAUCAGAGACAGGGGCCUUCCUCCAUGCUCAUCCACUGUUUCCUGGGCAACCUUUUUUCUUGGAAGCCUCUAAUCUGGGCUUCCCGUUGCUGUGUGCGCUUCCUGUGCUGGGAGGUGCCGCAACCCUUUCUGGCUGUACAUAUGGUAGAAAUACGGCUUGGGCUUUUGUCCCAUUUUGUUCUCUUGUCGUUUGAGCAUGCUAUACUGCAAUCUGC